GUGCCACCACUCUCUCCCCUCCGCGAAGCCAUCAGUCAGUGAGUCAACGGUGGUGGUGUAGAGCGGAUCGAGCUUUGGAAGCAGAGGCAUGGAGUCUGCGGCGGCGAGCGCCUUCCUGAGGACCGUGAUGGGGAAGCUCUUCCAGGUGCUGGAGAAGGAGUACAACAAGCAGAAGGGCCUCCGGCAGGAGACCCUCUCCAUCCAGCAGGACGUCCGCAUGAUCGCCGCCGCCAUGGACGACAGCCUCCACGCCCUGGGCCGUGGCGAGCGCCGCACGGCCGUCGCCAGACUGUACCGGGAGGAGAUGCUUGGCCUGGUGCACGACGCCCAGGACUGCAUCGACCGCAUCCUGAAACGCCUCACCUGCAGGCCCCGCGGCGGCGGUGGAGUGGCGCUGGUCCGCCGGGUCGCCCACGAGAUCAAGAAGGUGCAGAGCCGCUCAGGCUUCGCCGACGAGAUCCGGAAGCUCAAGGCCCGCCUCAAGCAGGCGCACGAGCGCGUCGUCGGUAUCCCCAUGGCCGCCGCUGCCGCCACCGUCUGCCACGAUUUCGCCACGGCGGCGCCAUUGUAUCGCGUGGCGCGCAACCCGGUGGGCCUCGGGAGGCCGGUGGAGGAGCUCCUCUCGCUGCUGGACGAGGUGGAGGGCGAGCCGGAGCAGCUGAGGGUGAUCUCCGUGGUGGGGUUCGGCGGCCUGGGGAAGACCACUCUCGCGAGGGCGGUGUACGAGGCCCCUGACGCCGUGGAGAAAUUCCACUGCCGUGCUUGGGUUUCCGCCGGUCGGUGGUCGCCGGAGAACAACGGCGGCGGGGUCAGGGAGAUCCUGCGCGAUCUACUCUGGCAAGUUCGUCCCAAAGACUCCAUGGAUGUUGUUGCUGAUGAUGGCCAACGUAUGGAAGCCUUGCUCAGUGAAUACCUCAAGGAUAAGAGGUACUUAAUUGUCAUACACGGCAUCGUGAUGGAGCAAUGGAUGCAGCUAAAGUUCAUUUUCGAAGACAACGGCAAAAGCAGCAGAAUCCUACUGACCACAGCUAUUCAGUCAACAGCUAAAAGAUGCAGCGAUGACAAUGGUUAUGUGUACCAACUGAACACACUUGGUGAAGAGGACUCCAAGGAAAUAGCUCUUCAGGGGGUACGAUCACCUGAGCUGGAGCAGGGCUCGACGGCGCUGCUGAAGAAAUGCGGCGGUCUUCCACUUGCUCUUGUCAGUGUCUCUGAUUUCCUGAAAUGUUCAGCUGAGCCUACAGGGGAGCGCUGUGCAAAACUAUGCCGCAACCUGGGUUCUCAUCUGAGAGAGAAGGAUGACUAUGACAACUUCACGGAGCUGAGAAAGGUGCUGAUGCAUAACUAUGACAGUUUGUCUGUGUAUGAUAUGACCUGCUUGCUAUACCUCGGUGUGUUUCCUAUCAAUCGUCCACUCAAGAAGAAAGUUGUCAUCAGGCGGUGGUUAGCUGAAGGAUACGCACGGAGUGAUUCCCUUUGCAGCGAAGAGGACAUUGCAGAUAAGACUUUCGAGGAGCUUAUUGACCGGAACAUCAUCCAGUCUAUUGAUACAAGAGACAAUACACAAGUGAAGACGUGCAGGACUCAUGGCAUUAUGCAUGAGUUUGCGCUACACAAGUCCAUGUCACAGGGGUUCAUCGCGACAUCGUCUCGUGAUCAUCCAAGACCAAGUGCCUAUGUUAAUAAUGUUUACCACCUUUCUAUCCACGGUGGCAAUCUGACAGAUAGUGAGGCAUCUGACGUGGAUAUAUCUCGUGUUCGGUCUUUGACAGUCUUUGGGAAAGCAGGUGAUGCUAUUUCUCAUGUCCGUAAGUGCAAACUGCUGCGAGUCUUGGAUCUGGAAGAAUGCAGUGAUCUGGAAGACAGUCACCUCAAACACAUAGGCAAACUGUGGCAUCUGACAUAUCUAAGUGUUGGGGGCACUAUUGGGAAGCUUCCGAGCAGCAUCGAUGGACUACAUUGCUUAGAGACCCUGGAUUUAAGGAGAACCAAGAUAAAGACAUUGCCCAUUGAGGCUAUCAUGCUGUACCACUUAGCCCAUCUGUUUGGAAAGUUAACGGUUGACAGAGACGAUCUGAACAAUGCAAAGAAGAUGACCAAAGUGAUGAAGUUCUUAUCUGGAAACAAGAGUAACCUGAAGACUUUAGCUGGUUUUGUCGCGAACGAGAGGCAAGGGUUUCUUGAACUUAUGGUUCACAUGAGAAAUCUGAGAAAGGUUAAGAUAUGGUGUGGCCCAGUUGCCAAUGGAAGUAACUACACCACAGAUCUUUCGGAGGCCAUUCAGGAAUUCACCAAAGUCCCCAUGGACAGUAUGGACGCCCGUUCUCUGUCACUUGAUUCAGAAGAAUGCUCCGAAGACUUGCUGAGUUCGCUUGAUUUCAAGCCAUGCCCUGAAGAUUCCAAAUAUGAUGUAAGGUCGCUCAAGCUACGUGGCAAGCUACUCCAGUUACCCCCAUUUGUUCCCUUGCUGUCAGGUCUGACUGAACUGUCUAUUUCAUCAGCUAUUUUGACAAGGGAUCUUCUAUCUGCUCUGCUCAGUUUGAGCAACUUGCUUUACCUCAAGUUGAUCACUAAUGAGCUUGAGAAUUUUGAACUGAGAUCAGGGGCAUUCCCAAGCCUGCGGCGUCUGUGCUUUGUGGUGCAAAGUCUCACUUCAGCUCUGCCAGCAAUCAAACAAGGUGCUCUGCCGUACCUUGUCUCACUCCAGCUGCUUUGCCCAGGUCUAGUUGGUCUUUCGGGCAUCCAAAUCAGACACCUCAAACAUCUCAAGGAGGUCACCAUUGACUCGGGAGUGCCUGGCGAAACAAGACAAGACUGGGAGCAAGCAACAAAGAACCACCCGAAUAGGCCAAGAUUCAUGUUGCACAAAAGUGAUGUUCGAGUGGAAAGCGAGGGACCGGGGAAUGAAGAGGCUUCAGCCGUGAGGGAGAAGAGGAAGAUAUGUGUAGUCCAACCAAGUUUGGAUGACGGACUGGAUUCUAGUCUCAAGAAGAUGAGGCUUUCAUCAGACUCUUCUUCGCGUCUUCAAAUGAUUGUCCAUACGAGUCCCACUAUGCAGCUAUGAUCGGAUCAACGAGGCAGCAGUCGACCAUCUUGGUAUGCUGUUGGACUCGUAUUUGUAUCGUCGUGAUUCAUAUAACCACAGGAUAUGACCUUUUCCACAAACUAGUGUAGCUUUUAAAGGUGGCUACAUCAAACAUGGUGGCAGCUGCAAGCUGGACUGGUAGUGCUACAUAAGCGUACCAAACUGCUAUGCUUACGAUGACGAUUCAGCUUGCAUUCCCAAAUCAAAAACAGAAGAAAUGAUACAGAUUUGGUACCUCUGCCAACAAGAUAUUUUCUAGUAUUCGAGUUACAACUUACAAAAGUCCACCAUGUCGCAAAAAGCAAGAACAGGGCUAAAUCUACUGCUGCAUGCCAUUCUUCAGAAGCUAAGCUAACAGACGCCUACUUGGUGGCCAAGCCCUACAGAUGGUGCCACCGCGCUGCCAUCAAAGCUGCUGCACGGCCUCGCGACGGAGCUCAUGAACGCCCUCAUGGUUUCCACGGAGGCAUCUCUCUGAAGCAAGCACAGGGCGUACUCCAUGACGGCGGCAUCGCAGGGCAUCAUGAUCCUCCCGUCAUCGUCGCGUGCAAAGCCGAAUUCCUCCUGGGACAUCGACAGGAGCUCGCCGAAGACCGCGGUGUCGAGGUACGCCAGCGGCACCUCGAACCGCACACUGUCGGCGGUGUACACCACACAGUGGCCCUUCAUGGCCACCGACAGUGAAGUCGCACAGCACUCGUCAUUGGCUGCUCCUUCCGCUGCUGCCGUGGUCCGGGUGUAGUAAUGCUGCUUUGGUUUCUAAAUGAACUGAUGUGGUGGUGGUGGUGGUGCUAAUCUGAUGGACUUAUAUAUAGGAGUGAGGGAGAAAGAAAAGUGAACAAGUCAGUUUAGGUGCAGCUAUCCUGACAGGUUGGCAAGGGACAUGGCCAUGAGCUUAGAACAUGCAAUGCUAACUGCAAGAGUGCAAUGUGAUCUUGAUUGAUUUGUCUGUGGCCAUUAGUUUGCCAUACUGAUAUGUUUCAGUGGCAAAUAGUAUAAGAAGCAUACGACUGUGGAGACCAUGUGUCAAUUGGGUCCAUUUCUGUUUCUGAUUGCAAAACCACAUGCAGACUAAUCAUUUUGGGUGCUGGAUUAAUCAUAUACGGAGUAUUAACGGAA
Molecule: messenger RNA, 4204 nt
Organism: Triticum aestivum (bread wheat)
Lineage: Eukaryota; Viridiplantae; Streptophyta; Magnoliopsida; Poales; Poaceae
Product: disease resistance protein RGA4
Exons: 4
Coding region: 89-3064 (991 amino acids)
Biological process (GO): defense response to other organism
Molecular function (GO): ADP binding
Source: RefSeq, a predicted model, not a curated record